Kwoniella botswanensis is the source of this 936-nucleotide messenger RNA. RefSeq lists its product as uncharacterized. The record is from RefSeq and is a predicted model, not a curated record. Lineage: Eukaryota; Fungi; Basidiomycota; Tremellomycetes; Tremellales; Cryptococcaceae. The transcript has 6 exons. The coding region runs from base 1 to 936 and encodes 311 amino acids.
AUGUUCCUUUUCAACUCUGUUGCCUGUGUUCUUUUGGGUGUCACGCUCAUCCAUGCUCAGAGCCCAGUCAGCCUGGGAUGUUUCACCCUUCCGCCAAAUGGGCCGCCACCAGGUACCUUACUUCCUACCCCAGCUAUGAAUGGUGUGGAUUGUGCCAGGCAAUGUGAUGUUCCCACCCCGACUCAUGAAAGAUGGUAUGGUUUCUUUCUGCCUUCAUCAUUGAUUUCUAUCAACUGCUAUUGCUCAGCUACGCCUCCCCCUAAUGGCGAUUACACAUCCUGUACGAGCAGCGAUGUUUACGAGGCAUACCAAGCCGAAUCGAUCUUCACCUUUGAUGGGUGUUUUUCCUCCGUCUGCGCGUCGAACUUCCAAGAAUUCUAUGUUGACAGUUUCGACGAGUGCAUUGGGAAUUGCUUUUCGAAUAACUGGAUAGUCAUCAAUAUCGCUCCUGAUAAUACUAUUCAUUGUCGAUGUGGUGGAUCAUAUGAAAUCCCUCCUUACAAUCGUCAGGAUAUGGUGGAUUGUAACAAUGAGCCUAACAAUUGGAGAGUGUAUAGAUAUUUCAAUAUUGGACCUAGUGGUAUCGCCCGAAGAGGACAAGGGAAUAGGAGAUCAGGAAGCCAGAAUAAACGACAGGAACUAUGUCCGGAGGGAUUGACGGCUUGUCAGACCUCUAAUGGCGUGGGCACAGGUUAUGAGUGUAUCGAUACCAAUGCUGAGGUCGACUCCUGUGGUGGGUGUGUCCAUGGGGUGUAUGUCCAAGACCAAUGUCAUCCCACUAAUGGCACCACGGGUACCGGUCAAGACUGCAAUGCCCUCCCUGGAAUUCUCCCUCCUGCGGUAGAUUGCAUCGAUGGUCGUUGUAUCGCAUACAAGUGUGAUGGAUCUAACGGCCCAUUCGCACCAUGGUUGUUUCCGCUAAUACCCCGAUCGUAA